AUGGGAAAGAAAGUUGGAAUUCACACUUUCCUCGAAUUCUAUGCGAGGAAAGUAGCGAAGAUUGCUGUUCCUGUUGUUCUCACCCUCAUAUUAGAUGCAGUUUGCAUCCGUUUUAUCGAAAGAACACACGGAUCUGCUGAAUUAAACAGGAAUUUUGUUGAUACUAUGUCAAGAAAUGAUAGUGGAAUCAGCGUAACAGCAUCAAUUUGGUCCGCUGUUGGUAUUAUAUUCAUGAUUAUUGUAGUUACUGCGAUUUUAUUAACAUUAUAUUAUUUCGGCUGCAUGAAAAUCAUAUUCGGAUGGCUUAUUCUUGCUGUCUCAUUACUCCUUUCAAUGUAUUUCCUCGUAGGUUUUGGAACAUACCCUUCAAUUGUUAAUAUUCCAGUUGAUUACUUGUCAUUAGCAGUUUUUCUUCUCAACCUAGUCGUUGUUGGUAACAUGUCCAUUUUCUGGAGAGCUCCACAAAGAAUUACUCAAGCUUUCUUAGUUUUGAUAUCAAUUUUGACUUCUAUCGUCUUCAGAUACCUUCCAGACUGGACUGUAUGGAUUCUCUUAGUCUUACUUAUCAUCUACGAUGCUUGUGUCGUUCUUUGCCCCAACGGUUUGUUAAUUUUACUUUUGAAGAAAUCUGAAGAGCGUGGAGACGCAAUUCCUGCACUUCUCUACUCUGCAGCCGCCUGGGAGGAAGCAGAUCCGGAGAAAGGAAACCAAAAUAACGAAGAAGGAGACGGAAAUGAAGGAAAUCAAGAAGAUCCAGCAGAACAAGCAGAUAAUCAAGACAACAAUGAAGAAGAAGAGGAAGAGGAAGAAGCUGAGAACAACCAACCACAAGAAAAUGCAAACGGAGAGGCACAAAACGGAAAUCAAAACAAUAACAAGAAAAAGAAGAAUAUGAGUAAAAGAGAUAACGAAGGAAUUAAACUUGGACUUGGUGAUUUCGUGUUCUACGGCAUUCUUGUAUCAAGAGCUGCAAGAAUCGGUUGGGAUAUCACAAUUCUUUGCAUUUUUGCGGUUAUUCUCGGUUUAUCACUCACUCUCGUAUGUCUUGCUGUCUGGGAAAGACCUCUUCCAGCUCUUCCUUUCUCUCUCGCACUCGGAAUUGUAUUUUUCAUUAUCGGAGCGAUGACUUUCAGACAAUUCUGCGAGCACAUGAGAUGGGGCCUUGUUGCAUUCUAA
Messenger RNA from Trichomonas vaginalis G3, 1176 nucleotides. RefSeq names its product presenilin family. Gene Ontology annotation, biological process: protein processing. Gene Ontology annotation, cellular component: membrane; nucleus. The coding region runs from base 1 to 1176 and encodes 391 amino acids. NCBI's taxonomy places the organism in Eukaryota, Parabasalia, Trichomonadida, Trichomonadidae. The record is from RefSeq and is a predicted model, not a curated record. The transcript has a single exon. Gene Ontology annotation, molecular function: aspartic endopeptidase activity, intramembrane cleaving.